CUCUGAUGAGUAAGGGAGAGACCAGACGAGAGAGUUGCAUGAAGACGGAGCUGUUGAAAGACAUCACCAACAAUAAAGAAGAAGGAUUUAAUGCUAUGGCCGCCGGCGAUGGCGCCAUAGACAAGCAAGUUGGCGAACUCAAGAUGGCUCCCGACGGCGAGACCAACGGCUCCCUGGAGUGCAACGAAUUCAACGGCCACCCCAGCGUAGCCAAGAACACUCAGGACAAUGCCAAACUGAGCCAAGCGGACUCGGUGGCCAAGCUGAGCCGGAUAGCAGAGAAUGGCUUUUCCGAACGAGACGGGGAUGAUGGGAAGUCCAACCACCUCAAAACAAACGACUUCACCCAGACCACCGUGACGGGCAGCAAUGGGUACAUUUUGCCCAAACAGAUGGCUCAGGAUCUGCCCGUCAGGACUUCGAAUAGCGGUUUUGCUUCUCUGCCGGGCCACGCCGCGAAGACGCUUCCGGCCGGAGGGAGCAAAGGGAGAACUUUCGGCCCUUUUAUGCAGGCACAGGGCGCUCUCCCGGCCAAGUUUGGAGACGGGUGCGGCAAAGACUCGGAAGCUAAAAAAACAGGCGGGAUUAAGGUCCACCGAGCCCGGAAGACAAUGCCCAAGUCUCCAUCUCACCUGCAUCCCAACAAAGACCCCAAAGAAACGAGAACGCCUAAGGAAGACGGCAGCAAAGCCGUUCUGGAAUUCGGAAAGCCCACCUCCUUGUCCUGCCUCCCCGGCCUUCACUCAUCUCUACCUCAGAAUCAGAGCUAUGCGGCUGCCUCAAAAUCACAGACAGCUACUUCCGUAUCUCGAAAGAAAAAACGAAGAAUGGGAACAUACAGCUUGGUUCCCAAGAAGAAGACCAAAGUUUUAAAGCAGAGGACGGUGAUCGAGAUGUUCAAAAGCAUCGCUCAUUCUCCAGACGGCAAGGUUGAGAAGGAGGAGGGCAGCCCACACUUGAACGGGGAACGAUUAGAUAUUGAUUCCGAAGAAGACGACUCGGAUGAGCUGGAGGAAGAAGAAGAACGUGGAGCAUAUCAAACGGCCACAUUUCCCGUGGAGGAGAACAGAACUGCUAUUGAGAGAGAACCAGUGGCUGUUAGCAAUGCCAGAAAGAUGGUGGACGGAGAAUCGGAGGAGGAACAAGAUUCCGCAGACUCCGUGGAAGAGGAGGAAGACGGCGAUGAGUCGGAUUUGAGCUCCGAGUCCAGUCUGAAGAAGAAGCUGAUGAAGCGGAAAGGGAAAACGGAGAGCCCGUGGUUGAAACCCACCCGGAAACGGAGGCGGAGAAACAAAAAGAAAAAAACCAACCUGAUAGGCCCUGAAUCUUACAAGCCCCCUUUGGGGAGCGGAGAAGGAGCCGAGCAGGAGAACAGCAUGGAAUACAUGGAGGUGCCCCUGCAUUCCUUGGAUCUUCGGGUGAAGGGCGUUCUGUCUUCUUCGCAACCAGAAGGUCUUUCUAAUGGUCCUGGAGCAAUGGAAACAGAAUGUCUCCAAGAAGUGCCUCUUUGUAGCUGCCGGAUGGAAACCCCGAAAAGCCGGGAGAUCACCACACUCGCUAACAACCAGUGCAUGGCCACAGAGAGUGUGGAUAAGGAGCUGAGCCGAUGCACCAACCGUGUGCUGAAAUACGAGCUGAUGCGUGCCUCGAACAAAGUCCAGCUCCUGGUGUUGUGCGAGGACCACCGAGGGAGGAUGGUGAAGCAUCAGUGCUGUCCUGGCUGCGGCUUCUUUUGCAUGGCGGGCACGUUCAUGGAGUGCCAGCCCGAAAGCGGCAUCUCUCACCGGUUCCACAAAGAGUGCACUUCCCACGUCAAAGGCAUGAGCUACUGCCCCCACUGUGGGGAGGAGGCCUCCAAGGCGAAAGAGGUCACGGUGGCCAAGGCGGACACCACCUCCAGCCUGCUGCUGACCUUGGAGCCGAAGAAACCAAGUGCUUCAGAAGGAAAGGCCGACACGACCACUGGAAGUUUCGGCGGGCCUGCCACGCAGCAACCUGAAGAAGUCAGACCUGAGAACUUGUCCACCGAGGUGUUCGAUUUGGCCGGGACAUCGACGUUCCCUAAGCCGGUCUCGACCGGCUUACCUCAAGGGCCGGUUAAAGAAACGUUGGAGAGCGCCUUGAUUGCCCUGGAUUCAGAAAAGCCCAAGAAAUUGCGAUUUCACUCGAAACAGCUGUACUUCUCAGCCAGGCAAGGCGAGCUUCAGAAGGUUCUCCUUAUGUUGGUGGAUGGGAUCGAUCCCAACUUCAAAAUGGAGCACCAGAGUAAAAGGACGCCUCUUCAUGCAGCCGCAGAGUCGGGACACGUGGACAUUUGUCACAUGCUACUUCAGGCUGGCGCUAACAUAGACACCUGUUCUCAGGACCAGAGGACCCCCCUUAUGGAAGCAGCAGAGAAUAACCAUCUGGAAACUGUGAAAUACCUCAUUAAGGCUGGAGCACUGGUAGACCCCAAGGUAAUGCUUGGUUUGUUUUCUUACAACUUCCACAGGAGCCACACGGGGGUGUGAAUAUUGGUUUGCAAACCACCAAUGGUGCGUUCGGCUAACCUGCCAAGCCAAAGGCUUCUCAGCUUAGUAUCAAGUGGGAAUCAGUCAACCAUCAGUUGGGUUGAAGACCUCAAAGUUGCAUUGCUGUUGAUGUAGCCAUUCAGCCCUAGAUCCCUACCAAAAGAGAAUGGAAAAUAGAGUACAGAACAGACUAGAA
This is a messenger RNA of Protobothrops mucrosquamatus (brown spotted pit viper), 2706 nucleotides long. RefSeq names its product euchromatic histone lysine methyltransferase 1 (gene EHMT1). NCBI's taxonomy places the organism in Eukaryota, Metazoa, Chordata, Lepidosauria, Squamata, Viperidae. Bases 6 to 2510 code for a protein of 834 amino acids. The record is from RefSeq and is a predicted model, not a curated record. The transcript has 15 exons. Gene Ontology annotation, molecular function: zinc ion binding; protein-lysine N-methyltransferase activity; p53 binding.